Messenger RNA from Amoebophrya sp. A25, 1506 nucleotides. The record is from the annotation of a GenBank genome assembly. NCBI's taxonomy places the organism in Eukaryota, Dinophyceae, Syndiniales, Amoebophryaceae.
UGAAAAUCAGGGCCACGAGGGAGUCACUAUUUCUGUCUAGUUAUCUGAUCGGCAUUGCCAUGAAAGUCCUCAAACCAUGCCAUAGUAGUACAUAUUACUACAGGUAACAGCUAUACAUAGUAAUAGAUAGUAUUAGUACAUGAACGUCGACUACGUCUAGGGGCGGAUGGAUAAGAAAGUGCGGGGUGGUAGAAGACUUACAGGAGCCAAGACGCUAGUACGAUUUUAUCAAGGUCAAGAGGCUAGUAGAGUCGGAACGACGAAAUAAAGAAUAUGAUCAACAUGUGGUACUGCCUACCUGUGUGAAGAAGGAAGGCUCUCGUUACUGCAGCUUCUAUCGUUCUUCAAGAAAGCCGUGACAAACAAGAAUAUUUCUUCAACGUUGUCGCGAACCAACAUGUUGGUAUUCCUGUUUAUAAUUAGAAUUAGUGUGUAGUAAAGGCAGUUUAUUCUUAAGAAUAAAACAUAAAAAUAGCGAUAAGGACAUUUCUAGUACUGGUGGAUUCUGCAUAUAUAAUAUAACUAUAAGGGUUGGGACGGUUGUACUACGCGGCAAACUUAUCUUAUCGAAGACAAAACGCACAUGCAGUGCUUCGAGCUUAUGAAGAAUCACACGAAUGAGCUCAGAAUAGAACUACACAUAAGUACUCAUAGCGAUAGUUUUACAACUACCGCAGCACAAGAAUCCUACUACGUUGAUGGAAUCUAUUGGGGUGACGAGUUGGUACUCAUGUUUGAAAUAUGUGUAGCAAUCUAGUCAACAACAGCAUAAUAUUCUUACAACGCAGGAGGCUAAUAUCUGGUUCUGGACUUCGCCUUCGGUCCUUUCAUCACUUCUUAUGUUUUAUCUUUUCGCUCCAUCAUAUUUACAUAUCUAUAUUUAGAAGGUAUAAACAAAAGACUGAAUGCUAUGAAUACACGCGCCAGGUACUUCAUUACACAUGUAUCUAUAAUGUCGAGAACAAUAUUGAUGACCUCGAUCUACCACGUGCGGCUCAGCCCUUCACAUGUUCAUACUUGGUCUUCAUCAAUUCGUUAUUGAUAAGAUCUACUGCUUGCGCGUUUCGCUCCGCUAUGGAUGGUAAAGUAAGCACUAAAGGAUCCCUCGUUCGCGCUGGUUUCGCCACGUCAAGAUUCGUAGGUUCACAACGCUUUCAGAAAGAGACACACUGUUGAAGGUUGAUGAACAAGGACGAGGUAUACUCAUCAAGUUUCAUCUUGUUUUGUCGCAUGGCAAAUAUGUAGUAUAUUCCACUUCAAGUAUAAAGGUAGUUCAAGACAUAGCGGACCACUUGACGAGCAUGAAGAAAACAAUAAGGGUGUUCCAUGACGUCAGAUAGUAGGUCGUUGAGUGCGAAGUCAGUCCUCAGCUCGUUUGCAUAUCGAAGAAGAUCCAUCAACAUAACAAGAUCGCAGAUCACGUGAAGAUCCUGGCGUCUCAGUCCAAUGCAAGAUCCAAGUCAAAUCAAGUCAAUGAUCUACGAAGGUUAUAUGAGUAGAAGAGAG